Caenorhabditis briggsae is the source of this 693-nucleotide messenger RNA. It is a transcript of the gene Cbr-thn-5, whose product is annotated as Protein CBR-THN-5. The transcript has 3 exons. The coding region runs from base 1 to 693 and encodes 230 amino acids. The record is from RefSeq and is a predicted model, not a curated record. NCBI's taxonomy places the organism in Eukaryota, Metazoa, Nematoda, Chromadorea, Rhabditida, Rhabditidae.
AUGUCAUUCUAUCUUCUUCUCCUUCUCCUUCUCCCAUUGUCCAUUCAGACAAGAGAAAUCAAAAUCUACAACAAGUGUCCGUUCACAGUAUGGCCUGGAAUUCUGGGACCCGGAAAUCCAGCUGGUGGAGGAUUUCGUUUGAAUUCUCAAGAAACUAGAAGCAUUUAUGUGGAUGAUGCAUGGACAGCAGCCAGAAUUUGGCCAAGAACCCAUUGUGAUGGAAAUAUGAAUUGUGCUACUGGAAGUUGUGGGCCUCGCGAGCAGUGCAAUGGAGCUGGCGGUGAGCCACCAGCGACUCUUGCGGAAUUCACACUUCGGGGAGAUGCUGGAAAAGAUUUCUACGAUGUCUCACUGGUAGAUGGUUAUAAUAUUCCAGUGCUAAUCGAUGUGAUUGGUGGAGAAGGAGAUUGUAAAAGAGCCGGAGGAUGUUUCAAAGAUAUUAACGAGUUUUGUCCGGGAGAUUUGGCUAUCAAGAAAGACGGCAGAACUAUUGCUUGUAAAUCUGGCUGUUUGGCAUACAAUAAUGAUCAGGAAUGCUGUCGAGGAGAAUUCGGAACCCCAGAUAGAUGCAGACAAAGCAAAACUGCACGAAUAUUCAAAGACGCCUGCCCAACAGCAUACUCAUAUGCCUACGAUGACGGAACUUCGACGUUCACUUGUAAAAAUGCUAAUUACGUCGUUCAAUUCUGCUAA